AUGGCCGAAAUCACUUUAGGUAGAUACCUCUUCGAGAGAUUGAACCAAUUAUCUGUCCAAACCAUCUUCGGUCUUCCCGGUGACUUCAACUUGGCUCUUCUUGACAAGAUCUACGAGGUCGACGGUAUGAGAUGGGCUGGUAACGCCAACGAGUUGAACGCCGCCUACGCUGCUGACGGUUACUCCAGAUUGAAGGGUUUGGCCUGUCUCGUCACCACCUUCGGUGUCGGUGAGUUGUCCGCCCUUAACGGUGUCGGUGGUGCUUACGCUGAGCACGUUGGUAUGUUGCACGUCGUUGGUGUUCCAUCCAUCUCUUCUCAAGCCAAGCAAUUGUUGUUGCACCACACCUUGGGUAACGGUGACUUCACUGUUUUCCACAGAAUGUCCAACAACAUUUCCCACACCACCGCCUUCAUCUCUGAGUUGAACUCUGCUCCUGCUGAGAUCGACAGAUGUAUCAGAGAGGCUUACGUCAACCAAAGACCAGUCUACUUGGGUUUGCCAUCUAACUUCGUCGACUUGAACGUCCCAGCUUCCUUGUUGGACACCCCAAUUGACUUGUCCUUGAAGAAGAACGACCCAGAUGCUCAAGAGGAGGUCAUUGAGACCGUCACUGAGAUGAUCGCCAAGGCCACCAACCCAGUUAUCUUGGUUGACGCCUGUGCCUCCAGACACGACUGUAAGGAGGAGGUCAGACAAUUGAUCGACGCUACCAACUUCCCAGUCUUCGUCACCCCAAUGGGUAAGUCUGGUGUCAACGAGUCCCACCCAAGAUUCGGUGGUGUCUACGUCGGUACCCUUUCCGAGCCUGCUGUCAAGGAGGCUGUUGAGUCUUCUGACUUGAUUUUGUCUAUCGGUGCUUUGUUGUCUGACUUCAACACUGGUUCCUUCUCUUACUCUUACAAGACCAAGAACAUCGUUGAGUUCCACUCUGACUACACCAAGAUCAAGCAAGCUACCUUCCCAGGUGUCCAGAUGAAGGAGGCCUUGAAGAACUUGUUGAGCGUCGUCUCCAACUACGUCGGAAACUACAAGGCCCACCCUGUCCCAACCUUCAAGAAGGUCGAGGCUGACGGUCCAAACUCUGCCAUCUCUCAAGAGUGGUUGUGGUCUAGAGUCUCCUCUUGGUUCAGAGAGGGUGAUGUCAUCAUCACUGAGACCGGUACCUCUGCUUUCGGUAUUGUCCAAUCCAGAUUCCCAGACAACUGUGUGGGUAUUUCCCAAGUCUUGUGGGGUUCCAUUGGUUUCACCGUUGGUGCCACUUUGGGUGCUGUCAUGGCUGCUCAAGAGAUCGACCCUAAGAAGAGAGUCAUCUUGUUCGUCGGUGACGGUUCCUUGCAAUUGACUGUCCAAGAGAUCUCUACCAUGUGUAAGUGGGAGAACACUCCAUACUUGUUCGUCUUGAACAACGACGGUUACACCAUUGAGAGAUUGAUUCACGGUGAGACUGCUUCUUACAACGACAUUCAACCAUGGAAGAACUUGCAAUUGUUGGACUUGUUCAACGCCAAGAACCCAGAGACCGUCCGUGUCUCCACUGUUGGUGAGGUCGAGCAAUUGUUCCAAGACCCUGCUUUCAACGAGAACUCCAGAAUCAGAAUGGUUGAGGUCAUGUUGCCAAAGAUGGACGCUCCUCUUAACUUGGUUAAGCAAGCUGAGUUCUCCUCCAAGGCCAACUCCGAGAACUAA
Australozyma saopauloensis is the source of this 1689-nucleotide messenger RNA. It is a transcript of the gene PDC11, whose product is annotated as indolepyruvate decarboxylase 1. Lineage: Eukaryota; Fungi; Ascomycota; Pichiomycetes; Serinales; Metschnikowiaceae. Gene Ontology annotation, cellular component: nucleus; cytosol. Bases 1 to 1689 code for a protein of 562 amino acids. Gene Ontology annotation, molecular function: pyruvate decarboxylase activity; thiamine pyrophosphate binding; magnesium ion binding. The transcript has a single exon. The record is from RefSeq and is a predicted model, not a curated record.